AUGCGUGGCCUCUUCGUGCUCUCCCGUGACCCUGAUGGCGGCGACGAGACCAAUGAGGACUACAUCAACGACGCAACAUGGUUCAACGUGAUGCACCACACCUACGUGACCCCACUUGGCCACGACUUCCUCCCCCAAGAGACCGCACAGCACCAUCUCACACACCUCCUCCCGCUCCUCCGCAUUGCGCUCACCGAGGCUAGAGUCGUCCCUGUCGACCUCGCAUGCGUCUGCUACACCAAGGGACCCAACAUGGGCGGCCUGCUCCAGGUCGUCGUCGCCACGGCACGCGCCCUAUUGCUCCUUUGGCGGAAACCGCUCAUCGCUGUCAACCACUGCAUCGCACACAAGAUGGGACGCGCAUGGUCCAUGGAUCCUAUCGUGCUCUACGUCUCCAGCAGGAACACGUAG
Phragmites australis (common reed) is the source of this 411-nucleotide messenger RNA. RefSeq lists its product as uncharacterized. NCBI's taxonomy places the organism in Eukaryota, Viridiplantae, Streptophyta, Magnoliopsida, Poales, Poaceae. Gene Ontology annotation, cellular component: cytoplasm; EKC/KEOPS complex. Bases 1 to 411 code for a protein of 136 amino acids. The record is from RefSeq and is a predicted model, not a curated record. The transcript has a single exon.